Platichthys flesus (European flounder) is the source of this 4962-nucleotide messenger RNA. It is a transcript of the gene fam184b, whose product is annotated as family with sequence similarity 184 member B. Bases 429 to 4376 code for a protein of 1315 amino acids. The record is from RefSeq and is a predicted model, not a curated record. NCBI's taxonomy places the organism in Eukaryota, Metazoa, Chordata, Actinopteri, Pleuronectiformes, Pleuronectidae. The transcript has 18 exons.
UGCCGCGAGACAGGUGGUGGGAUUCUACACCUCCGUCCUCUAGCGCUCCCUCGUAGAAUAAGAUUUGAAAAAAACAUUUAUUUAUUUAUUUAUCGACUGUCAGCAGCGGGGAAGGGUCGGUUGGCGCGAGCGCGUGCCCGAUGGACUCCCAGCGUGUGACCUCCGCGAGCACCGGGUGGACCGCGGCAGAGGGGGGGGCAGCCGCCGGAACGCACGGGGAGAGCCCCGCCGACCCAGAUGUUUUCCAGCGAACCGCUCGAGCUGCGCGCGGGAGCGUCUCUGCGCACGGAGGAAUGACAUGCACGCGUGACAAAAAGUUGACGCGAUUCGCGGUGGGAUUUUUCCUCUGAGCUGUGGCAGGAUCGUUCCCGAGCGUGCCCCGGUGCGGGAAGUUCCCCUGGCGGAGUGAAGGGGGGGGUGGAUCCAUUAUGGCUUCGGGCGCCGGUAAGGCUGCCGCUCAGCCCCCCGGGCCGGGCUCCGCCGUCAACGGGACUGCGGCAGAGUUCGCCAACAUCGAGAAGGAGCUGUACGACUACCAGAUGCACAGCAAGAUGUGCAAGAAGAUCGCGCAGCUCACCAAGGUGAUUUAUUCUCUGAACAUGAAGAACGAGGAGCAGGAGGCGGCCCUGCAGGCCUUGAGCCAGGCCCACCACGAGGAGCUGCACCGCAUCCUGAUGGAGACGUGUCACGAGGGGGAGGGGUCGGGGCUGAGGACACGCCUGCUUGGACUGCAGGACUCUCUGGAUGAGCAGCAGAGAGCUGGAGCUCAGGUGCAAGCAGAUUUCGAGUGCUUCCGCAUCAAGGCCGAGGAGAGGGAGCGUGAGACGGAGGUGGAGCUGAGGAAAAAGUUUGAGGAACGGCUCCAGGCUGCGGAGGAAGAGCUCCAGGAGGCCAAGGCCAAGAUCGGUGCUGCCCAGGAGGAGAGUCUGAGGCUGAGCAAAGAGCUUCACAAGGCAGAGGAGCAAAUCCAGGAGCUGGAUGCCCAAUGCGAGGUGCUGCACAAAGCCGCUGACGAGGAAGAGAAAAGGAGAGAGGAGGAGAGACAAAGAGAGGAUGAACAGAAAAAGAAAGAGGAGGAGGUGAAGCAAACAGAGGACCGUGAGGACUUGGAGAGGGUGAAGGCGCUCCUGGAGGAGGUGAAGACGCUGAGGGAGGAGGGCGCUCGAGCGGAGGAGAGCAGGAGGCGUGCGGUGAAGGAGGAACAGGAGCGAUGCGAGCAAAAGAUGAACGAUCUCACUGAGGAGAAGGAGGACCUGAGGAAGAAGAUGGACGCCGAGUGGAGGGAGGAACGGCGGAGGUGGGAGGAGAGGGAGGAGGAGGAGAAGAAAGGCAUGCACAGUGCACUGAGAGAACGCGUGAAGAGGGCGGAGGCAGAGGCGGAGGGUCACCUGGAGAGGCUGUCCGAGAGCAAGAGGAGCACGGUGAAGCUGCAAGAGCGGAUACAGGACCUCGAGGAGGAGCUGGAGCUGGAUCGGAAGCGCGUGUCCGAGGCGGAGGGCGUGGCUAAGCGGGCGGAUGAGGAGCUCGCGGUCGCCAAGGAGAGGCUGCUGCUGCAGGAGGACGAGCUGCAGAGCCGAGCAGAGGAGCUGCUGAACCGCGGACGCUGCCAGGUGUGUGUGUGCCUCGAGGUGGAGGAGCUGAGGAGUCAGGUGAACCGUCUGCAGAGCAGGAACCGAGAGCUGGAGCUGCACAGCAGCGGCAGGAACAGUGACCACGCCCGGCAGAUACGACAGCACGCGGAGGCCCUGUCCAGUUUGCGUUCAGAGAUGGUGAGAGCCCAGACAGAGGAGCUGCGUCGCAUCCAAAAGCAUGCAGACGACGAGAGGGACAAACUGCAGAAGGAGAUAGACAAAGAAAGAGAGAACCUGCAGAAGGAGAGGGAGCGGGAGAAGGACCAGCUGGAGAAGGAUAGAAACCGGAUGCGCAGGGAGAGGGAGGAGGAGAAGGAAUGGCUGCACAAACAAGGGGAAGAUGUCAAAGAGCGUCUGCGUCAGGAGAAGGAGGAAGAGGUGGACCGACAGCGCAAAGAACUGGAGGUGGAGAGGGUCCGCGUCCGGUCCCAGCUGGACAAGAGCAUAGAGCAGGUCGAGGCGGAGAAGGCCAAUGUGCAGCAGAGGCUGGAGGAGGAGAAGAGGAGGUUGGUGGAGAAGGCGGAGGAGGACAGGAGGAGGCUGAAGGAGCAGGUGCGGAAGGCGAUAGAGGAGGUGAUGAGGAGACACGCGGCCGAACUGCACAGCGUCCAGGAAGCUCUGAGCUCGGAGAAGAAGACGAAUCAAGAGGUGUGUGCACGUUCGGAAGAGGAGAGGAGACGCGCUGAAGAGCUCCGCAGCGGACUGGAGAAGGAACGAGAGGAGCUGAGGACGAAACUAAAAGAUUCUACCGAUGAGAUCAGUCGGCUGGAGUCAGGGAUCCAAAAGCAAGAGAAGAAUGAAAGAGUGGCGCCUGAAGCCGCCGCCUCAUGCGGACCACACUGCUCCCGUCAGGAGGAAGAGCUCCAGCAGACUCGGAGUCGACUCGCCCGGGUUCAGGAGGAGGCUGAGAGGCAGCGGGAUCGGCAGCAGCGGGAGGUCGCGUCCCUGCGGGCUGACAAACACCGGCUGGAGGAGAAGGUCCUAGAGCAGAGCCGACUGAACACGGAGAGGAGCCUCCUCGAUCCGGGCCAGCGGCACACUGAGGACCGGAUCAGGGCCGAGUGCGAGGACCGCCUCAGAGCGGAGUUCAGGAUCGAGAUGAACGCUGCCGUGGCCGAGAGCGAACAGAGGUGGCACAACCGGGAGCAGGAGCUGCAGACCCAGGUGACGGAGCUGCAGAGUCAGCUGACCGAGCUGGAGAAACAAAGGGCGGGCCAGGGAGACGAUUGCCACGGCCCCCCUGAGAUUGACAGGCUGAGGAAAGAGGUCCAGGACACCAAGGAGAUCAACAAGAAGCUGAGGGAUCUGCUGCAGGAGCCGCAAGCCCAGUCGCUCACCGAGGAGAGACAGAGUCACGCCGCGGUUCUGCAGACGCUGGAGAGACAGGCGAAAGAAGAUCUGCUGUCUGAGAGGAACAGACUACAGACAAUGCACCACCUGGAGCUAGAUAAGCAGCGUGCAGAGUUGACCCAGCAGCACACCGAGUGGAGCAGGCAGAUGACCCAGAGGCACAUGCAGCAGAUAGAGGACCUCCAGGCUCAGCUACAGGCACACACACAGAUGAUGGCACUGCAACAGGAUUUGAAGCAGCAGAAUCAGUAUCAGGUGUUUGAGCGACAGCUGGACGAGAGUCGCUGCAGCGUGCUGGAGCUUCAGAGAGAGAAUGCAACGCUCAAGAAGCAAUUAAAGGAGAGAUCAGCGCAGAAGAAUCCUGAAGUCAAGGAGAAAGAAGAGGAGACCCCAGAGUUGAGGAAGAAGAGAGACGCCCAGCUCGAGGAAGAAGCACAACGUCUGAAGGAGGAGGUGGAGAAGCUGCGGGUGGAGAUGGAGAAACUGGAGGAGUCGCAGAAACUCUGGGAGGAGCGGAAAGAGGAGGACGGGAAGGAAGAGGAGCCGGACGAGGAGAGGACGAAGGAGCGGGACGAGGAGAAGAGGCGGGAGGAGGUGGAGGAGAUCCGGAGAGAGCACAAGAGGGAGAUGCAGAGCCUGGUGUCCGAGUACAGCAGCGCCCAGACGCACCUGCAGGCUCGAAUAGUGGCCUUGGAGAACGAGCUGCGUGAGCGGGAGGAGCGCUGCAAGAGGAGGGAGCCGCGGUGCGACGACCUGCAGUUGGGGAGGCUCCAGGAGAGACUGACGGAGAGAGAGCAGCUCAUCAAACGACUGGUGGAAGAGAGGCAUCAGCUGCAGCUCCACCCUCCCGCAGCCGGGGACAGCAGCACCCUCAGGCUCCGUGACAGCAAGUCCCGCCCCGGGAGCGUCACGCCAACCAUGAGGAGGAAACGCGUGGAGUCUCCGCCUCGCGUCACCAGCAUCCCCAGCGCCGGCCCCUACGACAGGAGCAUCCUCCUCCCGCAGUCCUCCUCCUCGUCUUCCUCCUCCUCCUCCGUCCAUCAGCACUCGUCCUCCACCCUCCCCCACCAGUCCACCUCCCACCCUCAGACCACCCCCCACUACUCCUCCUCCUCCCUACCGCACAAGCACACCUCGCUCUCCCUCGGCCAGCAGGCCUCCCCCUCCCUGCCCCGCUCCACCAGGUCCCGGACGUCCUGCAUCCCUCCGACCCCGGCGCCCACCGCCCCGCUCCCCGUCUGCCCGUCAGCGCAGACGGGGAUCCGCUACGUGUCCCCCUCCUGCCAGGAGCCCCACGCACACCUGCAGGCCCAGUCAAUCAGGGGCCCGUACCUGGAGCCGAGGGGGACAGACGGGCUGAAGCAGGAGUGGUUCACCAAAUACUUCUCCUUUUGAGCACAAAGCACACACACACACACACACACACACACAAAACAGACACAUACACAGCAGCUGCAAGUACAUCUCAUAGACAGUUCAUUGCUUCUUAUCGAAUCCGUUUGCUUUCCACAUACACACAACCUUGAAAACACACUCACACAUCACCACACACAGACAUGACAACAUUAACAUAUGGGCUCAUCACCAGCAAGGCCAUCUCUAACAUUGCCUCAAAGCUCAACCAAAAAGUGCUUCUCAAACACAUGCCUGACCUCUUCUCAGAACAUUGGCCUGCCGGAUCUUGUUUGUAUAGUUUGGAAUGUCUUCAUGUGUGUGUGUGUGUGUGUGUUGUGUUUUUUUUAAAGCAGUCUUCCUUUUUUUAAUGCAACUGUUGCUCUGAUCUCAUCACACGGUUAUUCCAGGCAAGUGUACAUUUCUAAAAAAUCUUCAACCAAGGGUGUCUUUCAGCCAAGAUUCCUCGUCAAGACGGACACACACACACACACACACACACGACUCACCCUACCAAAAUGACGCUUGUCUCAAUGCAAAAAUGUAUAAUAAUCUUAAUGAACAAAUUAAAUAAAAUAUUUUGUUUUUG